UUUCUCAAACGAUCUUCGCGGACCCGCCCAGGAAGUGGUUGAGAGGGAGCAGCGAGCAGAGCCACAUUCAGAAGUAUCGCUGGCUACCCACGGCUUGUCAAAAAAAGUUGUGAAGUUAUUGCUUUUAAACAGCAUCAUUUUGUCCAUGUUUAGUCUUAGGAACGCGCUUUCUCCUUAAGACUGGAUAGAAAGUCUGCCUUGGACGUUGGUGCUUCGCUUGGUGAAGUUAACAUGAAUGGCGGGGGUUAAUCUAAUUUCGCGUAACGCCUGUGCCCUGCGAGAAAGUAAGGUUUUAGCUCGAGAGGUUUAGCUAAGCUGAAGGAAAAAAAUUGUGAACAAGGGGGGGUUUAUUUGCGUGAGGUGACGGUGCUUUCCUUUUGUCUUUAAUUUACCCUCUCUGGAUCCUGUUAUCAUGACGCCUGACCUCCUGAACUUCAAGAAGGGCUGGAUGUCCAAACUGGAUGAGAGUGGAGAGUGGAAGAAACAUUGGUUUGUUUUGACCGAUGCUGGACUGAGGUACUACAGAGACUCGAGUGCAGAGGAGAAAGAUGACUUGGAUGGAGAGAUUGACCUAAAAUCCUGUGUGAAGGUGUCUGAGUUUGAUGUGGAGAAGAACUAUGGCUUUCAGAUACAGACGCGGGAGGCUGCGUUCACACUGUCAGCCAUGACAGCUGGGAUCAGGCGGAACUGGAUAGAGGUUUUAAAGAAGUGCAUCCGGCCCAGCAGCUCUCCAGACCUCACACAAUUACCCGACAGCAGCAGUGACAAGGAAAACUCCCAUUCUCGCUUCAUGCUGUCUUCUCGUCGGCCAUCGUCACGUCUUGCCGACGUUCAGUCGGAAGUUUCGACCUCCGCCCCUCUUGCUCAUCGCAGGUUCGACUAUGUUGAGCUGUCCCCUGUUCCCGCCUCGUCCAGCCCUCUCCCUGCCGGUCAGAGAGAAGCAGGGGAGGGCCAGGGGAGGGAGCACAGCCAGUCUCAAGAGGAGAGGAACACGAGCAGCCAGUGGGAGGCUGUGCUGUCCAGGAAGGCCGCUGGCACCGGAUCGAAGCCACGCGUGGAGGAUGAAAUAGAGAAAAAGUGGGCCGAGAUUGAACGCUUGCCGUUAAAGGAGAUGAGCUCCCUGCCGUCAAUGACAUCUCGGUCUCCCAGCCAGUCAGCCAGUGAGGCGCUGCAGAGGGAGGUGGCGUCACUGAGGCAGCAGCUGGAGCAACUACAAGGAGGGAGAGGGGGAGGAGGAGGAGGUAGAGGGAGAGACGGGGGCGUAGUGAGGGGCGGCUGCGGGCCCGAGGCCCCCUGCGGCCGCAGCCUGGCAGCCAUGGAGCGUGCUCAUCGACAGGCGCUGGAGGAGCUGCAGAGGCAGCACAACCGCCAAAUGAAGGAGCUGGAGAACGAGAAGGACAGGCUGCUGCUGGAGGAGACCCGGGCCACCGCACAAGUAAUGGAGGCGCUGAAGAAGAAACACAAAGAGGAACUGGAGAGGGAGGUGGAGAAAGUCAAAAGGCUGAGCAGCGGGGUGCUAGAUUCACAGACUUUGCGAGUCCAACAACAGGCAGAGAGUCAGGCCAUUCAGAGGGAGCUGGCCAGUCUCUCUGAGCGCUACUCUCAGAAGUGUCUGGAGCUAAACCGAACUGAGCAGCAAAACGCUGAGCGAGAGCGGGAGGUCAGCCGUAAGGAGAGAGAUAUGGAGCAGCUGAGGAAAGAGAACCAGGACUUAAAGGCCCGUUUGAAGGAGGAGAUCAGUCGUGUGCACUCCACCAUCGCAGAUCAGCGCUCUGAGGACAACAAAGACAGGACGCACAGUGAACUAGAGGUUCUUCUCAGGAUGAAAGAAAACGAGAUAGAGUACUUACACAAGGAGAUCAGCUGUCUAAGGAACGAGCUGCAGUUUCUUAACACGGAGAAAAGGCUGGCCUGUGAGCGAUAUAAUGAGAUGCACGAGGAGCUGAAUGGGAUGAAGGGCCGGAGCGAGAGAGAGAUCCAGAGUCUGAAGGAGCACUUGAGGCUGGCCAUGGCUGCUCUUCAGGAGGGCCAAAAGCUGGGUAACAGCCUGGACCACUGAGAGUAUCCAGCUGGUACCAGUGGUACCAGUAUGUUUUUAUGUUUUGCAGGUCUGUCUGCACCUUGUUGACUGAAUCAAAGAGAUAUACAGAAAAGCAGAGGAAAUGAGUGCUGGACUUGUACAGUUCUGGCAGUGUGGGGACCAUGAAUAGUGCCUUAGUUUUCAGUCAUUCUGCCAAUGAGCAGCGUAGAAUAGCUAUUAGCUGGUUUCAUUACACUGGGCCACACAAUAUAUAUAAAACUGCACUUUUCUUUUUUGUUUUUAUUAUAGCUUUCGCUUGCUUUUAGUGCAAGCCUGUAUGAGUGCACGUUUGGUCUGAAAACUGGAAUAUUUGUUGAGUGACGUUUUUUUUUUUUAUCAGGUAGUGAAGAGCUCAUACUGUUAUCAGCUUUUUUGUUGGAUAGUCUGCCUGUGUGUCUUUUGCCUGAGACAACAGGGCUCAACACAGUUACAUAAGAGCUACUCUCAGUUUUCUAUGUUCUACAGCUUUUGUUUACUCCGUGCCAGUGGCGCGUUUCUUUAGAAAUGGGAGCUUAUCAUUUGCUGUAAUUAACUUUUUUUUUUUUUACCUGGAAACAAGUGUGCUUAUGUAGUGCUGCGUUAAUGAAUAUGAAAUUCUGAAAAUAAUUGUGGGGAUUAAUACAGAACAAGACAACAGACAUUUCUUAUUCCUGAUGGUCUGAAUUAGAAGAUGAUCUAUAAUUGUGCAGAAGGAAAUCCAGGCUCAGCUUUCUUUGGGGAUGCUUGCAAAAACUGUUUAGUGAAUGUUUUCCCACAUCACAGAUGUCUUUAUUUUUAACCCGUGGCUGAGAAGCAGGAACUCUCAGGCUUCCAGUCCCUCCUGAUCAUUAUUGGCAGUUAUAUGCCACCACCACAGAAGAUGACAGGUGUUGCAUCGAUGAGCCAAUUUUUUAUUGACAGUAUGAAUUGUGGUAAAAUGACUUAUCUACCUGCCUUUUAAAAAUAUUUUCAUAUUUAAUGUACUGUAGAGGCUGUACCAUCUUUGUAAAUUAUACACAGUUUUGCAAUCAAUAAAAUAAGUUUAUCAAAAACA
Scatophagus argus is the source of this 3113-nucleotide messenger RNA. RefSeq names its product TRIO and F-actin binding protein b (gene triobpb). Gene Ontology annotation, biological process: actin filament organization; positive regulation of substrate adhesion-dependent cell spreading. Bases 413 to 2059 code for a protein of 548 amino acids. Gene Ontology annotation, molecular function: actin filament binding. The transcript has 12 exons. The record is from RefSeq and is a predicted model, not a curated record. Lineage: Eukaryota; Metazoa; Chordata; Actinopteri; Scatophagidae. Gene Ontology annotation, cellular component: actin cytoskeleton.